Molecule: messenger RNA, 2794 nt
Organism: Corylus avellana
Lineage: Eukaryota; Viridiplantae; Streptophyta; Magnoliopsida; Fagales; Betulaceae
Product: histone-lysine N-methyltransferase, H3 lysine-9 specific SUVH1
Cellular component (GO): nucleus
Molecular function (GO): protein binding; histone methyltransferase activity; double-stranded DNA binding
Source: RefSeq, a predicted model, not a curated record
CAAAAAGAGAGCUUUUGAGUUUAAAUGGGUUUGGGAAAGGAAAAAUCCUUGUAAUAAGAAGCUCAACUCUUUCUCCCAUGUCGGCAAAUCCCAUUUCAGGAAGUACUGGAGUUUGCAUCUGAAGAUUUUCUGCUUCUUCUGUAACGUAUUCUGUUGCUGAAAUGUUUAUGCUUUCGUUUUAAGAAAAUGUUGCUUGCUGUUGCUUUAGUUACAAGUAGAUUUGUGUCGGAUGUGGUUUGACUGCUGUUGGAAAGAAGAGAAGAAAUUGGUAAUUAGGGAAGCUGGUGCUUGUGUUGCCCGUAAAGUGUUUUCAUGGAAAACUCUACUCCUGUUUCUGGCUCACUUGAUAAGUCUAGGGUACUGGACGUGAGGCCCUUGCGGUGUCUUCUUCCUGUAUUCCCAUCAGCACCUAAUUCUUCUUCAUUUCCAAAUACCCAUGAUGGUGCCCCAUUCGGUUUUGCACCACCAUCUGGUCCUUUCCCACCUGGGGUUGCCCCAUUUUACCCCUUUGGUUCGCCAGGAAACCCAGCUGCUGUACCCAAUCAAAAUGCACACUUUACUUUCACCAACCCAAUAUCUACUGCAGUCCCAAUCACUACAAUUAGGACUCCAUCCACCCAGCAUGCGGCAGAGGCCAAUGGAGAUACGAGUAAGCCAAAGAGGCCGAAAAGUAGUAUUAAGUCCCUGAAGAAGACUAAGGCUGGCCGGCACAUUGAUAUUGCCUUGGCUGAUGCUGACAUAGAAUCAGUGGUUGAAAAUGUUCUCGCAUCAUCUAAUCUCACCACAUUUGACAUGGUCCAACAAGCCAAUGGGGACAAGGAGUUAGUUGCAUACAUACUCAUGAUGUAUGAUUUUCUCCGAAGAAAGGUGACUCAAAUUGAAGAAUCGAAGGAAGCAAUUCCAGGAGUUACAAGACGACCUGAUUUAAGAGUAGGUAAUAUUUUGAUGAAUAAAAAGAUCCGGACAAAUAUGAGGAGGAGAAUUGGAGCUGUGGCUGGUGUUGAAGUUGGGGAUAUUUUCUUUUUCAGGAUGGAGUUGUGCUUGAUUGGAUUGCAUGCUCCAUGUAUGGCUGGAAUUGAUUACAUGAGUCUUAAAAUUAGUCAAGAUGACGACCCCAUAGCAGUCAGCAUUGUUUCAUCCGGAGGAUAUGAGGACAACAUGGAGGAUGGGGAUGUCUUGAUUUAUAGUGGCCAAGGUGGGAAUUAUUACCGGAAAGGUAAGGAAAUAAGUGAUCAGAAGCUUGAAAGAGGUAAUCUUGCUUUGGAGAAAAGCUUGCAUCGAGGUAAUGAGGUUAGGGUGAUUCGGGGUUUUAAGGAUGUAGCAUAUACAACUGGAAAGGUAUAUGUCUAUGAUGGUCUUUACAAAAUCCAGGAGUCGUGGGUGGAGAAAGGAAAGUCAGGUUGCAAUAUAUUUAAGUACAAACUUGUCAGGUUACCUGGCCAGCCUGAAGCAUUCAUGAUUUGGAAAUUGAUUAAGCAAUGGAAGGAAGCAAUUAAUGCUAGGGUUGGGCUUAUAUUGCCAGAUCUUUCUUUGGGGGCAGAAAAUUUACCUGUGUCUCUUGUAAAUGAUGUUGAUGAUGAGAAGGGCCCUGCUUAUUUCACUUAUUUUCCUACUCUGAAGAAUUCAAAACCAGGAAAUCCUAUGGAACCCUCUACUGGCUGUAUUUGCAUGAAUGGAUGUCGUCCUGGAGAUCCCAACUGCCCUUGCAUUAAAAAAAAUGGUGGUUAUCUCCCAUAUAAUCCAAAUGCAGUUCUUGUCAACCAAAAGUCCUUGAUAUAUGAGUGUGGUCCUUCCUGUCAGUGCCCUCCUAAUUGCAGGAACCGAGUAUCACAAGGUGGUCUGCGAGUUCGCCUGGAAGUGUUUAAAACUAAGGAUAAAGGUUGGGGUCUAAGGUCUUGGGAUCCUAUCCGUGCUGGAGCUUUUAUAUGUGAAUAUGCAGGUGAAGUUCUAGCUGACUAUGAGGUAGAGAAGCUUGGAAGUGAAAAUGAUGAUGAUUGCAUUUUUGAUGCAACCCGCAUUUAUCAGAUUUUGGAGAUGCCUGGUGAUUCCAAUGAGACUCCGAAGAUUCCGCAUCCUUUAAUUAUAAGUGCAAAAGGCAUUGGGAAUGUAGCUCGUUUUAUGAAUCACAGCUGCUCUCCAAAUGUAUUCUGGCAGCCAAUUUUACGUGAAAAUAAAAAUGAAUUGGACCUCCAUAUUGCUUUUCAUGCGGUCAGACACAUUCCUCCUAUGACAGAGUUGACAUAUGAUUAUGGGAUAGUUCCGCAUGACAAAGCAGACCUGAGGAAAAAAAAAUGCCUUUGUGGGUCGAUAAAGUGCAGAGGUUAUUUUCACUAAUGUUUAUAUCAAUAGGCAUCUGUCAAUGAAGAUGGUCCUUGCUAACUUAAUCUUCUAAAAAAGGCGUUUAGGGGUGUGGCACACAGAUUCGAGAGGGUUUGAUGGAUAUGUCAAGCUGUAUACACAGUGCCUGUAGUUUACAGCAAGAAAGAACUUCAAGGUGACUUGGGAACUUCAAGGUGACUUGGGCACAUUACCUUAAGAACUACUUUUGACUGGCAUCCAAGAAUGCCAAAUUUUCCUACUUAUCUUGUAAGUGAAUUGGUUCACCGAAGACCUCUUCUCAGAUCUGUAUGUAGUAAUAUUUGCAAGUUGUAGUAUGGAACUUUAUGAGACACAGGUUUUGUGUAAUAUAGUUUAGUGUUAUCCAUCUCUUCUCUUUUAAUCUUUAGUGAAACUAGCUUUCCAUUUUUGGGAAGUGCACUUCUGAUACAUAAUUAAGAUUCAGCAUAUUUAAGCU